Molecule: messenger RNA, 2514 nt
Organism: Arabidopsis lyrata subsp. lyrata
Lineage: Eukaryota; Viridiplantae; Streptophyta; Magnoliopsida; Brassicales; Brassicaceae
Product: receptor-like protein 12
Exons: 1
Coding region: 1-2409 (802 amino acids)
Molecular function (GO): protein binding
Source: RefSeq, a predicted model, not a curated record
AUGGAUGUAUAUGGCAUGUCUAAAAAGUCUUCGCCGUCUCUUUGCUUAAAGCAUAUUAUUCUUCUUAAAACAGUGUUCAUGAUUACCAUGUCAUGUCUGCGUAUGCAUUUUCUCUUGGUACUCUUACUUUGUUGUGUCUUUUCUUCAAGUGUUCAUGUUGGACUUGCUGCUUGCCGCCCUGACCAGAUUCAAGCCCUAAUGCAGUUCAAGAAUGAGUUUGAUUCCCGCGAUUGCAACCAAACUGACUACUUCAAUGGAGUACGCUGCGAUAAUGUGACGGGCAUGGUCACAAAGCUACAGCUCCCACGUGGCUGUCUCAUUGGAAUCCUUAAUUCCAACAGUAGCCUCUUCGGGCUGCAUCAUCUCCGUUCGCUUGAUCUCUCUUUCAACAAUUUCAGUUCCUCUUCAAUCCCUUCCGAAUUUGGCUAUCUCAACAGAUUAGAGGUCUUGGCUCUUUCCACUAAUGGCUUCAUCGGUCAAGUCCCUUCCUCAAUUAGUAACCUAAGUUUGCUUUCUUUUUUAGACCUUACCUAUAACGAGCUCACCGGUAGUUUUCCACUUGUACAUAAUCUAACCAAGCUUUCUGUUUUAGGCCUUUCCCAUAAUCACAUAUCUGGAAACAUCCCUUCUUCUCUGCUUACACUGCCUUUCUUGUCAACACUUGAUUUGACAGAAAACCAUCUCACCGGUCCUAUUGACAUUCCAAACUCCUCUUUUUCAUCUAGGCUAGUGAGCCUACGCCUUGCGAAUAACCAAUUUGAAGCACAAAUCCUAGGGCCUAUCUCUAAAUAUAUCACCCUCAGAGAUCUUGAUCUUGCUUCCCUAAACAUAAGCCACCCAAUUGACUUAAGGCUCUUCUUCUCUCUCAAAUCUUUGUUGAACCUCCGCUUAUCCGGAAACCAGUUAUCACCUGCCAGUUUAGGCUCACAUCCAGACAUCCCUUUGAACUUGAACCUGGAAAAUCUGGCCUUGUCGGGCUGUGGCAUCAGUCAGUUCCCAAACUUCUUAAAGAGCCUUCGCAACUUGGAGCUUAUAGACAUUUCCCACAAUCGAAUCAAAGGGAAAGUCCCUGAGUGGUUUUGGAACCUUCCUCGUCUGAGCAUAGUGACUAUUUCCAAUAAUUCUUUCACAGGUUUUGAAGGUUCGGAGGAAGUUUUAGUGAAUUCACCAGUGAGGUUAUUAGAUUUGGCUUUAAACAAAUUUACAGGACUAUUUCCUAAACCACCACACGCUCUCAACCUCUUAUCUGCAUGGAACAAUAGCUUCACAGGGAACAUACCUCUUACAAUCUGCAACCGAAGCUCUCUUUCUGCUCUUGAUCUAUCUUACAACAACUUCACCGGUUCAAUUCCUCAAUGUCUGAGUAAAUUCCGAAACUCUCUCACUACUGUGAAUCUCCGAAAGAACAACUUGGAGGGAAAUCUUCCAGACAUAUUCUAUGAUGGUGCCUUGCUUCGGUCAUUGGAUGUUGGUUACAAUCGACUAACUGGGAAGCUUCCAAGGUCUCUUCUGAAUUGCACCUCUCUCAAGUUUCUAAAUGUUGACAACAACAGAAUCGAAGACACGUUUCCUUUCUGGCUCAAGGCUUUGCCUCAUUUGCAGGUCCUUACCCUGCGUUCAAACAAAUUCUAUGGCCCUAUAUCUCUUCCUGGUCAAGGUCCUCUUGCGUUCCCUGAGCUGCGCAUACUUGAAAUAUCAAAUAACAACUUUACAGGAAGCUUGCCACCAAAUUACUUCGUGAAUUGGAAAGCAUCAUCACUCCAGAUGAAUAAAGAUGGGAGAAUCUACAUGGGAGACUACAACAACCCUGAGUAUAACUAUGAAGAUACCACGGAUUUGCAAUACAAAGGUCUAUUCAUGGAGCACAAAAAGGUCCUUACUUUCUACAGCAACAUCGACUUUUCUGGAAACAGAUUCGAAGGACAGAUUCCUGAAUCUAUUGGUCUCUUGAAGGCACUGAUUGCAUUCAACUUAUCAAACAACGCUUUCACAGGCCAUAUUCCUCUGUCUUUGGAAAAUCUUAAAGCGCUCCAGUCACUAGACCUGUCAAGAGGGACUAUUCCUAAUGGACUCAAGACCCUCUCGUUUUUGGGGUACAUAAAUGUGUCUCAUAACCAACUCAAAGGUGAAAUACCACAAGGAGCACAAAUCACUGGACAACCUAAAUCCUCCUUUGAAGGGAAUGCAGGGCUUUGUGGUCUUCCUCUCGAACAAAGUUGCUUCAGGACUAACGCACCACCAAUACAACAACCAGAGCAAGAAGAAGAAGAAAUAUUGAACUGGAAAGCAGUGGUGAUAGGAUGUGUGCCUGGACUGUUGUUUGGAUUGACAUUAGGACAUGUUAUAGGUUUAUACAAGCCGGAGUGGCUCGUGAAGAUAAUAGGUCCGGAUAAGCGAAGAAACCAUUAGGAUUGUUUCUGGUUUUGUGUUGUUCUUUGAAUAUCUGUCAUUCUUUUGUAAUCAAGCAUAUCAUAUAUAUCAAAGAUACUCUCUUCACCAGCUUUUCCUAUUUCA